AUGGAUUGCCUUACUCGACUAAAAUAUACUGAAGCUGAUCAAAAAGAAUUGAUAGAAUUUUGUAAACAGAAAUAUAAAGGUAACAAUUUUGAACUCAGUACUAUUGGUGAAUUUCAAGAUGAUUAUUCAUCUGAAAAUGCUUUACGAUGGUAUACGCGAGAAUCAUUUUUUUACAAGACACUUAAUGCUGCUCUUCAUCAGUCAGAUAUUCAUGCAAUAUUUCUUUUUCGUAAAUAUAUUGUUGAUAUUCAACAACAAUUGAAAAAUCGUCAAGUUCGCAAUUCUAUUCGAGUUUAUCGUUGUCAAAUGAUAUCAAAUAAUGAAUUAGAAACUUUAAGGAACUCAUGUGGUCAAUUCAUUUCGAUCAAUUCAUUUUUUUCUACUAGUAUCUAUAAAGACAAAGCUCUUAAAUUUCUUAAGACACCUGAUGAUACAGAAAACUUAGCUAGUGUAUUAUUCGAAAUUGACGCGAAUCCUCAAAUGGCGAUAAUGAAACCAUUUGCUGCUCUUGGAGAAUUGAGCGAAUAUGAAGAUGAAGCUGAAGUACUCUUCAUGAUCGAUACUUCAAAAUCAUCCAAAAAACGUGCUUCCUCAAGUCGACGUCGUUCAAAACUACAUGUAGAACCAAUGGCUGAAAAUUCAAGUAAGUUACACAAAAGUUCAGACUAAACAUAUUAAGAAGGUUAUAUAGAUAUUUUUAUGCGCAUAAGACAUUAAACAUGAGUUUUCGUUUGUUUCUCAACUAGUAGAAAAAUAGAAGAAGAAAAAGGUACGGAAACGGAAAAAUUUCCACUUCCAAUUCGAGUAAAAAAGAAUUUUUAAUUUCAAAAAGUAUUUUCGAAAGUGCAAACAGAAUCAUUGUUACUCUGUAGAGACGAAGCAAUGGAUAAAUUUAGUGGAUUUAUUUACUAGCAAUGGCAAUAGAAUAAUACAUUGAAUUCGUGGGAUUUUAUAGGGACAUUAAACACAUCCCUGGAAGAUAAUUACAAGAGAUGGUAUGUUGACAUGAUUACUGCAGUGAAAGUAUGUGUAGUGCGUUAUCGAGAAAAGUAUAUAAAUCUGAAGGAUAAUAGGAUGUAUGCAGAAUUAAACACACUUGGACCAUAUGUAUGAUACAGUCUCACUGCCAUAGAAGGUAUAGAUGAGAGUACCGCAAGCUUUGUGGUGUUGUCACAAAACGUAAAAGUUUCGAUUGAACGAGAUAAAUUCAGAAGUCGUGAGUGGAUCAUAAAAGACAUGAACAUAGGUGGCGAAGCCAUUAAGCCUUGGAAAGCUCUGGUAUUGACACCAUUUGAACAAAGCCAUAACUCGGUGUUUCUCCAAAAGUAACGUUCAUUUUGAUCUUAGAUGUCAGACAUAGCUAGAUAAUUGUGUCUUCUUCAAAUGGUUUCAUAUAAUACUAAUAACGACUUCUUUAUGUUAAGGAUAAUCAAUGCAUUGAAUGCGUAAAGUUCUUCUAAUUUUCUUCGUAUGACUUUUGAAAGAUUUUGAAAUGAUAAGGAAAUGGUGUGGAUGUUGAAGUAAUCUAGAGAAAGGUUUAAUAAACUACACCCCGCACACUCUGUGACGACGCUAAUACUGAAAGUAUUAUCAAGUUCUUAAAUGAUAACAAGGAUAACUUACAUGUAACCAUUCUUAUUUUAUAGCGACUGUGAGAGAUAGAAUGCUUUAGUGCUAUGGAUGAUACAAAUGUAUAUUUAUGAUUACAAGUGAUACAAGAACGUUUUAACAAAACAUCAGAGUGAAAAGUUUAUAUUAGAGCGUCAGAAAUAAUUUUGUACCUAUGAUUUUUUUCUAUUUUUUUAAGCUAAGGCUUAAGCGUUUUACGCCUAUAUUGACAAAUGUACAAAAGUUUCAAUAGCAUAGCAAUGUUGAUAAUUGUACAGGAAUAUAUUCAGAAAAUCCUUUUUGAAAAAGGUUUUGAAAACAGGUUCUAAAAAUUCGCUUCUCAAUUUAUUUUAAUCUUUCCAUCAUUAUUCAAAGGAAAUAUAUAAAGCCUCCUCUGAAAUGGAAACAUUCUACAGCCUAUGGACAUGCAUAGAGUCAUCUCCACCACACAGCGUAGAUAUUUUCUUUAAAAAAAGUCUACUUGUCAUUACGAAUAAUAUUAGUUCCAUGUAGUGAAUGCGGACAAGUUAUUGACCCACAUGCGCACCACUUUGUUGGUUUUAAUAAUCGACAGUUUCAUGCAGAAUGUUUUACAUGUGCCAUUUGUCAUCGUCAGUUAAAUGGCACUCAUUCGUUUACGGUGCAUGAUGAGAAGCCAUGGUGUAGCGAUUGUGAAACAGAUGUUCAGAUGUGUAAUGCUUGUAGCCAACCUAUUCUAUCAGGUGAUGUAACCAGUGGAAAACGAGCUUAUCACAAUGAAUGUUUUAAAUGUACGAAUUGCCAUAAAUUAUUGAAAGACAAAGUAAUGUUCGGCCAUAAUAAGGAACCGUAUUGUAUGGAUUGCUAUGGCGAAUCGUUUGCCAAACGAUGUGCCGAAUGUGAAAAGCCUAUUCUAUCAUCAAGUAUAGUCUUUGAAAGACGAGAUUAUCAUGUCGAGUGUUUUAAAUGUAUAAAUUGUCGUAAAUUACUACAAAAUGAACCAGCGUUUGACCAUGAUCUACAAUUGUAUUGUAGGCAUAGCGCUGAUCUACUAUUUGCUAAACGAUGUGCCGAAUGUAGAAAACCUAUACCACAUAAUACAAAAUAUACCACCUUUCAAAACAAGGCAUAUCACAAAGAUUGUUUUAGAUGUGCUGAAUGUCAUCGGCCGAUUCUUUCCAAAUCAUUUAUUAAAGAUUCUCGCGGACUUGUAUGCUUAUAUUGUGGUCAUGAAUAAAUUGAAGGAGAAAAGUUAUUAGUAUUGAAGGGUGUGCGUGUGGGGUGGGUCUGGAUGUGGGUGGGGUGUGGGUCUGGGGUGUGAGUGGGGUGUGGGGUGGGUGUAGGUGUGGGUGUGGGUGUGUGGGUGUGAGUGUAUUCUGGUAUUACGCCUACACCCACACCUAUACACCCACACCCACACUCACACCCACACACCCAGCCCCACCCAUACCCAUACCCACACCUACACACCCCCACCCACACCCACCCCGAUUUCAGUCAACUGACCUAUGAUCAUCCCAGAACGCAGCUAGGCAGGGAUAAUUCACCAUGCUAAGUCAUAUGAUGAUAUUUGUUCUUAGAUUUGAACUGAUUUGACAUUGUAUUCUCAAUAUUUUAGAAAUGUUGACUCCUUCGUUGCAAGGUUGAUUAUAGAAUUUCACAAAUAUUUCAGAUAAUUUCGAACCAAGAAACAAAUAUCACCAUUCGACUCAGUACGAUGAAUUGGCCCUAUCUAGCUGCUUUUCUGAAUGAUCAUAGAUCAACUGACUGAAAUCGAUGAUCUUAGGAAACGUUUUAUAAUUCUCGAAUGGAACAAGCUAGAAAUGUCGACAUUGUGUAAAUCGAAAGAGAAGAAUUUUUUCUAUCGAUUAGUUCUACUAAAAGUCUAAAUCAAAAGGAAAAUAGCUUCAGAAUAUCGUUUUCGAAAAAAAAUGAUUAAGAACUGACCUCAUUGGUCAAUUGCUGAUCAAUGAAAUUUCCAUAUACUUCAAUGG
Molecule: messenger RNA, 3581 nt
Organism: Rotaria sordida
Lineage: Eukaryota; Metazoa; Rotifera; Eurotatoria; Philodinida; Philodinidae
Source: the annotation of a GenBank genome assembly